Molecule: messenger RNA, 1326 nt
Organism: Closterium sp. Naga37s-1
Lineage: Eukaryota; Viridiplantae; Streptophyta; Zygnematophyceae; Desmidiales; Closteriaceae
Source: the annotation of a GenBank genome assembly
AUGUCCGUCGCUGAUCUGCUUCGAGAUUUCCUGAACGUCCAGGCGGAUCGCGCGCGGAUCUACCAUGCUUUCGAAGGGUACGAUGCCACCCUUCCACCGCGACUCUUGCGUUCGCAUCACCCCCUCAUCGCGUUCGCGGCGGACCUCUCAGGAGUCUCACCGGAUUCCGCCUUCCACCGCGCGUGCCAGGCCAUAACGGCCGACUUCACGCGCUGCUCGCUUAAGGUGCGCGAGGUGGAGGCGCAGCUGCGGGCGGAGGGCGUGGGGCGCGCGGACCUGGCGGACGUUGUGCGGCGCGUGCAGGAGCAGGAGCGGGAGAAGCUGCACCUGACGGCCGUGCAUCACGUGCUGCGCAAGUCUCUCCGUCCGUCCGACCGCCCGCGCUCUCAAAUCGUCUCCUUUCUGCCGCAGCGGCACAGGGACCACCCGCAGCCCCUGCAGCAGCCACCGCCACUGGCAGAGCAGCAGGGGCUGCAGCAGAGCGAGGGGCGAUGCGCAGGGCAUCGUGAGCAUGAUGGUGCUGCCAAUGGUGGUGCAAGUGGUGAUGCAAAUGGUGCUGCAAAUGGUGGUGCCGAUGGUGAUGUGCGGGUGGGUGAUGGUGAGCGGCAGCAGGGCAGCGAGGAGCAGGCAGGUGUGGGCGGCGGACAGAUGGCAGACGAGAGAGACACACAGACUCUCAGGUCCCACGGUGAUGCAGACACAGACGAGUGUGUCGGCACGACGAGGUUUGCAGGUGGGGAAGACGCAUCCACAGGUGGUGCUGAUUGUGACAUUGCCCGUGACCUGGCGCAUGCCUCACUGGUCUCUCCCGAUGCCCCUGUUCCAACCAGCAGCAUCCCAGCCUCCGCUGAAGCCCAGUCACAUGUUGUAACAGGAGGCCCUGCCCCAGGAGGCCCUGCCCCAGGAGGCCCUGCCCCAGGAGGCCCUGCCCCAGGAGGCCCUGCCCCAGAGGCCUCUCCUGCAGGGCAUGCUGCCCCGGUCCAGGGGCUGUCAGGCGUGUCCGCGCCGCUCCAGGGGAUCCCACCUGAAGCCGCUGCUGCCGCCUUCACUGCUGCACGCAGGGCAGGCGGGUGCGGGUGUGAGCACAGCAGCAGCAGAAACAGCAGUAGCAACGCUGGUGGUGGUGGCACGGGCAGUGGUGUGGUGGGGCAUGGGGAUGAGGACGGGGAGGGCGAGUGGGAGGAGCAGUGUGCAGUGGUGCGUCUAGAUGCGGAGUAUGAUGCAGCGGUGGCGGAGGUGCGGCAGGCCCUGGCGCGCAUAGUGGGGGAGAUCAAUGAGGCGCUGGAGGAGGUGCGGUAUGAGGUGGCGGAGCUGGUGGGGGAGUAG